AUGUCUGCUCUGACGCCUCCAACUGAUAUGCCAACCCCCACCACUGACAAGAUCACACAGGCUGCCAUGGAGACCAUCUACCUUUGCAAAUUCCGAGUGUCUAUGGAUGGAGAAUGGCUCUGCCUGCGAGAGCUGGAUGACAUCUCACUUACACCUGACCCAGAGCCUACCCAUGAAGAUCCUAAUUAUCUCAUGGCUAACGAACGCAUGAACCUGAUGAACAUGGCCAAGCUGAGUAUCAAGGGCUUGAUUGAAUCAGCUUUGAACCUGGGAAGAACUCUGGACUCAGACUAUGCACCCCUCCAGCAGUUCUUCGUGGUGAUGGAACAUUGCCUGAAACACGGCUUGAAGGCUAAGAAAACUUUUCUUGGACAAAAUAAAUCCUUCUGGGGGCCUCUAGAACUGGUAGAAAAGCUUGUUCCAGAAGCUGCAGAGAUAACAGCAAGUGUUAAAGAUCUUCCAGGACUUAAGACACCAGUAGGCAGAGGAAGAGCCUGGCUUCGUUUGGCAUUAAUGCAAAAGAAACUCUCAGAAUACAUGAAAGCUUUGAUCAAUAAGAAGGAACUUCUCAGCGAAUUCUAUGAACCCAACGCCCUCAUGAUGGAAGAAGAAGGAGCCAUAAUUGCUGGUCUCUUGGUGGGUCUCAACGUCAUUGAUGCCAAUUUCUGUAUGAAAGGAGAAGACUUGGACUCUCAGGUUGGAGUUAUAGAUUUUUCAAUGUAUCUCAAGGAUGGGAACAGCAGUAAAGGUAGUGAAGGAGAUGGCCAAAUUACUGCAAUUCUGGAUCAGAAGAACUAUGUAGAGGAACUCAACAGACAUCUAAAUGCUACUGUAAACAACCUUCAGGCAAAAGUGGAUGCAUUAGAAAAAUCCAACACUAAACUGACAGAGGAGCUUGCAGUUGCAAACAACAGGAUUAUUACCUUGCAAGAAGAAAUGGAACGAGUUAAAGAGGAAAGCUCCUACAUAUUGGAAUCCAAUCGGAAGGGUCCUAAGCAGGACAGAACUUCAGAUGGGCAAGCACUGAGUGAAGCCAGAAAGCAUUUAAAGGAGGAGACACAGUUGCGACUGGAUGUUGAAAAAGAACUGGAGAUCCAGAUCAGCAUGCGACAGGAGAUGGAAUUGGCUAUGAAGAUGCUGGAGAAGGAUGUCUGUGAGAAGCAGGACGCCCUGGUGUCUCUGCGACAGCAGCUGGAUGAUCUCAGGGCUCUCAAGCAUGAACUUGCCUUUAAGCUGCAGAGUUCAGACUUAGGAGUGAAACAGAAAAGUGAAUUAAACAGUCGCUUGGAAGAGAAGACUAAUCAGAUGGCUGCUACCAUCAAACAACUCGAACAAAGAUUGCGCCAGGCUGAGCGAGACCGCCAGUCUGCUGAGUUGGACAACCGGCUGUUCAAGCAGGACUUCGGAGACAAGAUAAACAGUCUGCAGCUGGAAGUGGAGGAGCUCACCAGGCAGCGGCACCAGCUUGAGUUAGAGCUAAAACAGGAAAGAGAAAGAAGGUUACAAAACAACAGGAACAUCCCAGGAAAGGGCUUUCAGAAGCCAGAACCCAAAACGGAUGGGAAGCACAAAAUUCAAGAGGAAAAUGCUAAACUUAAAAAGCCCCUGGACGAAAGCCACAGGCUGCCGUCUCCCCCUGCGAAUGAACAGGACCAGCCGCUGCUCUCCGCAAAGCCACAGAUAUGUCAGCUGUGCCAGCAAGACGGCCGCCUUGCAAAGAAUAUGUGUAAGAACUGCAGAGGAACGUUCUGUGAUGCCUGCUCAACAAAUGAACUGCCUCUUCCCUCAAGUAUCAAGCCUGAGCGAGUUUGCAAUCCCUGCCAUGAGCAUCUGAUGAAACAGUAUUCCGCCAGCCCAUCGUAA
Messenger RNA from Puma concolor (puma), 1863 nucleotides. It is a transcript of the gene RUFY3, whose product is annotated as RUN and FYVE domain containing 3. NCBI's taxonomy places the organism in Eukaryota, Metazoa, Chordata, Mammalia, Carnivora, Felidae. Gene Ontology annotation, cellular component: neuronal cell body; dendrite; cytoplasm. The record is from RefSeq and is a predicted model, not a curated record. Gene Ontology annotation, molecular function: metal ion binding. Gene Ontology annotation, biological process: regulation of axonogenesis.